CACAAGUACACCACACUUAAGUCCACAGGAAGCAGAGCUCACUGGUUACCACAAAGAAAACAACUGAUUUUGGACAUCUUAUUCAACAAUAAUUUAAUCAAUUGAGACUUUUUUCUAAGUGCUUUUCAAGAUCCAAAGACCAUGUCGGCCCCACCUGCGGCAGGCACCUUCGGCCCUUCUGCGCCUCCAGCAAGCAUGUUUGACACCGUCCCCGGAUAUGAGGGAACUGUGGCCGGUGGAGGUGGUGGGUAUCUUCCACCUCCAAUGCCGUCUGUACCAAUCCCUGCGCCCGUGCCUUCCCCCAACCAACCAGAGUGGCUAAUUCCUUCCAUCUCAGAGGAAAGAGCGCGUGAAGCUCUUGCAACAUAUGUCGAUAGCAAGUGCUGCUACAGCUCUGCCCCGGUCAAAGAAGGAGUUAUAACCAACAUGGAAAUCUUUAAUACCUACAGGUACCGUUUAGAGACAUUCACGGAGUCCAGAUCUACUGAAUGGAGUCAAGAGCCUUACUCAGGGCAGCCUGUGGAUGCUGGUGCUCAACCACCUCCAGGACCGUGGCAGAUCGCAGUUCAAGCUCCAGCCUUCUUUCAAGAACACAAGCAGACCAUUAAAGUGCCCUAUACUUCUUCUCUCAAGAACUGUCACUCGUGUCUUGGAAUGGGGAGAAGCCCGUGUACCACAUGUGCUGGAGCUGGAAAUAAAGUCUGCUGGGUAUGUAAUGGUUCUGGUAAUCGUAUGAGUGAUGAGCGUUGCACGCACUGCAAUGGGCGAGGACGUGAGAAUUGUAGUUCAUGCAGUGGCAACGGCUCUUGCCAAUGUGACACCUGCCAUGGAAAGAGACAGCUGCUCGUCUUUAUCAAUCUCAAUGUAAAAUGGAGCACAGAGAAAGAUAAUUUCAUAGCACAACAGUCAAGUGGACUGAACGUGCACAAUCUAGAGAGCGUUUCAGGAAAGGAGCUCUUCAAAGACACCCAGUUUAUGCUAUAUCCAGUGAUGGGUUUCCCAGACGCCUCUGUUGGUCAAGCAUCCGAGCGUUUAGUAAGAGAACAUCAGGUGAAAUUUGCCCAAACCUCCCGCUUAUUACAGCAGAGGCAGACAAUAGAGCUCAUUCCCAUCACCAAAGUAAACUACAUGUGGAAAGGAAAAUCCCAUGUUUAUUUUGUGUAUGGAAAUGAGUUUGAAGUGAAGGCUGAUGACUACCCUGCCACCUGCUGCUGUUCUGUGAUGUAACUCUGAAAAAUCACAUAUUGUUUUGGGGGCUGAUGUAAUUCUGCACAAUCAUCCCAACACUGGAAAGUACAUCCAAACAUCAUCAAUGUUGCCUAUACAUCUCUCACCCUAAUGGGCAUUAUUAGUAAAAGAAGUCCAUUAAAACUGUUGCAUGGUAAAUUACAACCUUGUAGAUGUUUGUUAUAUGACUCAGUGUUUCCAAAUGUGAAUGACUACAUUUUCCUUUCCAGCAAGGAACUGUUCGAGUCAUCAACAUACAUUAGCUUGUAUCACAAAUUUGAAUUAAAAAAUAGUCUGGAGUAAAAUGUUAGUAAAAAUUAUGUAAUUAAUUAAAAUAAGCUCAAGUUUUGAGACAUGAACAUAUCACCACAUUGCCCCACUUUGUUGGGUAACACUUUACAAUAAGAUUGUUUUUGUUAACAUUAGUUUAAAUGAAAUAACAAUGAACAAUAAUUUUACAGCACUUGGUUAUCUUGGUUAAUGUUCAUUUCAACAUACUAAUACAGUAAAUGUUUGAAAUAAACUCGUAUAUGUUAACAUUAGUUAAUACAUUAUAAACAAACUAUAAACAAUUGUUUUGAUAAUAUUAACUAAGACUACUUAAUGCUGUAAAAAUAUGUUGAUUAUUGUAAGUUCAUGAUACCUAAAGCAUUUACAAUUUUUUUGUACCACUGCACAAAAGUACAUUUAGUUUAUUGUAGUCAAGAUACAAAUCUUUAUUGUUAAUUAAUAGACUGUGCAAUUCUCUUAUAGAAUUAUGCAAACAUAGUUCAAUAUGUCAUUUGUAUUUUUACAUUUUAAUAUAACAGACAUUACUGUCAUAUCUUAAGUGUUUUCACACAUUGCAUUAUUGUGCUGACAUUCCUUACUGAUGUUAAAGAUUAAAGGUUUUAUUUUAACAUUUAUCAUUCACCCUAGGAAGGAGCCAAGGAACAAUGAUUUUAUUAAAAGUUCUUAUUAAUAGAUGUCUAAAUAACAACCUCCAAACCUUUUUUACGUUUAAUGUUUUUUUCUAGAAGAUAUCAAACUCUACCAUACGGUUGAGAUGUCUGUUUAUGGUCAAACUUGCUUUAAAUGGGCAUUACUAUUUCUUGGUCUUUCUAUGUAUAAUAAACAGCUUUUAACUUUA
Messenger RNA from Myxocyprinus asiaticus (Chinese sucker), 2356 nucleotides. RefSeq names its product ssu-2 homolog, related sequence 1 (gene ssuh2rs1). Lineage: Eukaryota; Metazoa; Chordata; Actinopteri; Cypriniformes; Catostomidae. The transcript is spliced from 12 exons. The record is from RefSeq and is a predicted model, not a curated record. Bases 142 to 1227 code for a protein of 361 amino acids.